Encephalitozoon intestinalis ATCC 50506 is the source of this 303-nucleotide messenger RNA. RefSeq lists its product as uncharacterized. The transcript has a single exon. Lineage: Eukaryota; Fungi; Microsporidia; Unikaryonidae. Bases 1 to 303 code for a protein of 100 amino acids. The record is from RefSeq and is a predicted model, not a curated record.
AUGGAGGCAUCCAUAAACCUCUGGAAGAAUUCUUCCCUAAAAGGAACUUUGAAUAGGAUAUUUAAAGAGGAAGUCCAUGGACCUUUGAGAGUAUUAAUCUCUCCGAAUAAUAUCGGAGUUGUACUACUUGAUCCGAAAUCCUCAUACCAGUUCGUUGAAAAAACCCUAAAUAAGAAAAUUCUAAAGAACUUGGAUUUUAUUGUGGUGGAUGGACAUAAGGCUUCUCUACCUUUUGAUUUUGUUCUAAAAGAGGUGUCUGAAGAUGCAAAAGAAGAAUAUGCAGCAAUAAUACACAAACGCUAG